AUGGAUGUUACGUCAGAGGCUGCAAAUUUCCAACUGGUGGACUUUUACCCAUUCCUACGUCCUAUAUAUCGAUUCCUACCUUACUGGCUACUGCCAAGUGUAGAAAGGCUUCACAAUCUACAGAAGCUGGAGGAUCGUGUCUUUAUGCAACUUUUGAAUCGUGCCAAGGAAAGAAUAGAGUCUGGAAAUGCUUGUCCCAGUUUUAUUGGGGAUAUGCUGCAGGACAAGGAUGCAGAUAGACUCGACGAUCGACAAAUAGCCCAUAAUGCGGCUCAUGGUUUUGGGGCAGCAAUGGAUACGUCUGCCAACACAAUUCUUGGCUUCAUCAAGGCCAUGGUGUUAUUUUCAGAGGCUCAGGCCAAAGCCCAACGGGAAAUCGAUGCUAUAAUUGGUGAUAGUCGGAUUCCAGAAUGGAAAGACCGUCCCGUUUUGCCCUAUGUGCGUGGUGUGGUGGAAGAGACCUUGAGAUGGGCACCGAGUCCGCUGAGUGCUGCCGUUCCUCACUCGGUCAAGGAAGAUGACGUUUACAAUGGCAUGACCAUACCCAAAGGUUCCAUGGUCAUGAUGAAUGUCUGGACGCUGAAUCACGAGCGAGUUAUGGAGACAAGAGACUUUGACCCAAUGCGACAGACUGGCGAGGAAACUCUGAUAGAGAAUAAUGCGAUCAACCAGGACUCGGAGAAGCGACUUCACUUUACCUUUGGGGCAGGAAGAAGAGUGUGCCCUGGAUUUCAUGUCGCCGAAAGAAAUUUAUUUCUCGCGAUAUCCCGUAUAUUGUGGGGCUUUACAAUCACACCUGCGAAAAAUCCGGAUGGUUCCUCAGUGCCCAUCAAUCGCGAUGCUGUGACGCCAGGUCUGAUUGUGAGACCCGAGGAUUUCGAAUGUGAAAUCAAACCGCGCUCUGCUGCCCGCCAGCAGAUGAUACUGGAUCUGUGGGCAAAGUCAGAAGAAAGCCUUGACGAAGAUGGUAAUUUCACUUCUGCAUUCGUUCAUUCAGUUUUUGGUAGCGGAAAAUGA
Pestalotiopsis fici W106-1 is the source of this 1017-nucleotide messenger RNA. RefSeq lists its product as uncharacterized. Gene Ontology annotation, molecular function: heme binding; oxidoreductase activity, acting on paired donors, with incorporation or reduction of molecular oxygen; iron ion binding. The coding region runs from base 1 to 1017 and encodes 338 amino acids. The record is from RefSeq and is a predicted model, not a curated record. Lineage: Eukaryota; Fungi; Ascomycota; Sordariomycetes; Amphisphaeriales; Sporocadaceae. The transcript has 7 exons.